This is a messenger RNA of Mus caroli (Ryukyu mouse), 1994 nucleotides long. Its product is annotated as stabilizer of axonemal microtubules 1. Lineage: Eukaryota; Metazoa; Chordata; Mammalia; Rodentia; Muridae. Gene Ontology annotation, cellular component: axonemal microtubule; sperm flagellum; ciliary basal body. The record is from RefSeq and is a predicted model, not a curated record. Gene Ontology annotation, molecular function: microtubule binding.
GUGCGCUGGGAAGCAGAGGUGGGCCCACCCCUAGGGUGUGGGUUGGGUGAAUCUUGCAGGUGCGAGGCAAGUUUCAGGAAGGAAACAGGGCAAGCAGGCCACUUAAGUUUUCUUCCGCGAAGAGACCCGCAUCUUGCCAAGCCUCUUGAGGCUUGGUGGCCCUCCCACCAGACCGGUUGGGGGGGUACGUGAGGAGGCUCAUGUUCGGAAUAUGACCUGAGGUGAUGUCAGGAGAAUGGCUCUCUUGAAUAGAAAGUGCAUCUGUGACCUUUGCUCCUGCGGCAGGCAUCACUGCCCACAUCUCCCUACCAAGAUUUAUGAGAAGACAGAGAAACCAUGUUUUUUCUCCGAAUACACGGAGAAGUAUCCCACCUAUCAUUCGUAUAUGCCCCAAGAGUCCUUCAAACCCAAGGUGGAGUACCAGAAAGUAGCUAUACCAAUGGAAGGACUGUCCACAACAAAGAGAGACUUUGGGGCUUACAACAUAGUACCGGUGAAACACCAUCUUCCCGAGAAGGUCACUCCAAUCCAAGAUGAAAUGGAUUUCCUCACAACGUAUAAUCAACACUACAACUACUGCCCUGCCACUCGAGCGAGCCCCAUCAAACCUCGAGACAACAGGCAUCAAUGUAAUGACAAAAUGGAGUAUGAGCCUACGUACAAAGCUGAUUAUUUACCUUGGAACCAACAAAAAAGAUCUUUGAUUCAUCCAGCACAAACAUACCGUCCUCCGUCCUGUAGGUUUGAUCAUAGAACCACACACCAGGACGAUUAUCCCAUGAAAAGUCCUGUGGAUACUGUGAAUUACAAACCUCCACCUGGGCCCAAGCUCUCCAACCUCCCCCUGGAGAAUAUGACAAGCUACAGAUCGAGCUAUGUGGCCCAUCCUGUGGAGAAGCGGUGUGUGUAUGAAGGAGAGAAAUAUAAACCAUGUGAAAUUCCUUUUGAUGGCCUUACCACCCACAGAGAUUCCUACAAGGGUUUGAUGGGGGAACCUGCCAAGAGCUGGAAACCUGUACCAAAUCACUCUGGGCUAGGUAUACCUUUUGCAACCGACACUGAAUUUCGAGAAAAUUUUCAAGCUUGGCCAACACCUAAGAUUGUCCCCAAAGAUCCCAUUCCCUACAUCCCUCCUGAAGGAAAGAUGGAUCUUCUGACAACUGUGCAAGCCAACUAUAAAUGCCCCAAUGGUGUUCCUGCUCAGUCCUGCCGGCCAGUCAUCCAUUUGAAAAAGUGUGAGCGAUUUGAAAGCUCUACCACCAACAGAGAGGAUUAUAAACACUGGGACAUCAUCCCUAGAGAGCCAAUCAAACCUGCUCCCCAGCUGAAAUUCCCUGAUGAGCCUAUGGAUUACAUGACCACCAAUCGUGCCCACUAUGUGCCUCAUGCACCAGUCAAUACCAAAAGCUGCAAGCCAACCUGGUCCGGCCCUCGUGUAAACAUCCCGUUAGAAGGUCAGACCACCUACUCUUCUAAUUUUACUCCUAAGGAAAUUCAAAGGUGCCCAGCUUCAUUCUCUGAACCCCCUGGCUACAUCUUUGAAGAGGUGGAUGCUGUAGGGCACAGGAUGUACAGGCCGGCUUCCAGAGCAGCUUCUCAUGAGAGCAACCAUCUUGGCUUUGGUGAUGUGUAAAGAAUUGGCACUACCAGCCUGUCAUUGAAGAAUGGUUGUUUAUAGAGAUUGAAAUUUCACAGCACACUAAAAGCAAACAAUUGACGAUUAUUAAUUCAACAAGGAUUCCCCAAAAUGAAAACAACGUAAACCAAACAACAAACUUCAUCAUCAAUUUCAGGGCAUUUGAAUGAAAUAAGAAUCACCUAAAGAAAAUGAGAUAGAGCCACCAGCAGAUCAACUCCUUUUAACUCUCCCUCGACUGGACCUCCCCACCCCAUCAACGUUCCUUGCUUUCUGCUCAAGAAAAUAGCUCUCUGAUCUAGGUGCAUUUUAUGAAUGAUCGUUUGCCAAGCUUGAAGUGUCUAUAAUAAAAUUUAUA